Molecule: messenger RNA, 813 nt
Organism: Ailuropoda melanoleuca (giant panda)
Lineage: Eukaryota; Metazoa; Chordata; Mammalia; Carnivora; Ursidae
Product: HLA class II histocompatibility antigen, DP beta 1 chain
Biological process (GO): antigen processing and presentation; immune response
Cellular component (GO): MHC class II protein complex; membrane
Source: RefSeq, a predicted model, not a curated record
AUGGUGGUUCUGAGGAUCGCUGGGGUCCCAGGGAUGGCAGCUCUCGUGAUGUCCUUGGUGAUGCUGAGCUCCCCUUUGGUUCAGAGCAGAGACACCCCAGGUAAUUUACUCCCUGCCGAGCUUUACGUCUACCAGAGCCAGAGUGCCUGCCUUGAGUUCAAUGGGACGCACCGCUUCCUGGAGCAAUACACCUACAACAGAGAGCUGUUCGUCCAGUUGGACAGCGCCAUGGGGCUGUUUGCAGCCGUGUCCCACCUGGGCCGCCUAACUGCCAAGAGCUGGAACAUCCAGAGGGAGUUCCUGGCCCUGAGUGGAGCCGUGGACUCCGUGUGCAAGCACAACUUCGACCUGGACGAGCGUUUCACGCUGAAGCGCAGAGUCCAGCCUAAAGUGAACGUCUCCCCCUCUGAGAAGGGGCACCCGCAGCACCACAACCUGCUUGUUUGCCACGUGUCAGAUUUCUACCCAGGCCACAUUCAAGUCUGCUGAUUCUUGAACGGACAGGAGGAAACAGCUGGGGUUUUAUCCACCAACUCGAUGCACAACGGAGACUGGACCUUCCAGAUCCUGGUGAUGCUGGAAAUGACCCCCCAGCAGGGAGACGUCUACGUCUGCCGAGUGGAGCACCCCAGCCUGGACAGUCCUGUCACCGUGGAGUGGAAGGCACAGUCUGAUUCUGCCCAGAGCAAGAUGCUGGCUGGACUCGGAGGCUUUGCCCUAGGGCUCACCGCCCUCAGAGCAAGCUUCAUUCUUCGUUUUAGAAGCCAGCGAGUGUACUUCCUCUUUCUCAAGUUCUUCCAGUCUAUAGAGUGA